Messenger RNA from Lathyrus oleraceus (garden pea), 1318 nucleotides. RefSeq lists its product as uncharacterized. The transcript is spliced from 5 exons. The record is from RefSeq and is a predicted model, not a curated record. The coding region runs from base 188 to 1063 and encodes 291 amino acids. NCBI's taxonomy places the organism in Eukaryota, Viridiplantae, Streptophyta, Magnoliopsida, Fabales, Fabaceae.
AAAAUACAAGUCGCAGAAAUGAAAACGUGGAGGAAAGAACGGUGGAUGUAAGAUAGAACUUUCCCCGUAAGAAAACCAAGAACGAGUGGCGCAUAUGUGAUGCGAUGCGAGUGACAGUGAAAUCGUAACACAAUCAAACUCAACAAAAAGAGAGAGAACAUGUCUUCAUCGUUUCCACUCAACACCAAUGUCUUUCUCUAUCUCUAGCUUUUCCACUCUCACCACCACGCUUCCCUCUUUCAGAUUCAAAGUCUCCGCCAUGGUUUCCACCACCACUAGAGUUGUUCCCGCCGUCAUUGUCGGCGGUGGAAGAGUCGGAAAGGCUUUGCAAGAUUUGGGAGAAGGUCAAGACGUUCUCGUAAAACGUGGAGAGUCAAUUCCUCUUGAUUUCGAAGGUCCUAUUUUGGUUUGUACUAGAAAUGAUGAUCUUGAUUCUGUUCUUCAAUACACUCCUCUUUCCAGAUGGAACGAUUUGGUGUUUUUCCAGAAUGGAAUGUUGGAACCAUGGCUUGAGAGUAAAGGUUUGAAGGAAGGGAACCAAGUGUUAGCAUAUUUUGCCGUGUCAAAACUCGGAGAGACCCCUACUGAUGGUAAGACUGAUACGAAUCCUGAAGGAUUGACAGCUGCUUAUGGAAAGUGGUCUUUGGCUGUUUCUGAAAGAUUGCUAGCCGGAGGCCUCUCUUGCAAGGUUCUGGAGAAGGAAGCAUUUCAAAAGCAGAUGUUAGAAAAGCUCAUAUGGAUUUGUUCUGUCAUGCUUGUUGGAGCACGUCACGGAGGGGUUUCUGUUGGUAUUGUGGAAAACGAAUUUCGUUCCGAAUUAUGUAGCCUGAUAGCUGAGCUAGCCUCAGCAGCAGCAAGUGAAAAGGGGUUAACAUUUGAAGAAGCCAUUGAAGAACGAUUGUGUGCGUAUUCUCGAGCCGUUGCUCAUUUUCCCACAGCAGUUAAGGAGUUCAAAUGGAGAAAUGGUUGGUUUUAUUCUCUUUCUGAGAAAGCUACUGCCCAAGGCAAGCAGGAUCCAUGUCCUCUGCAUACUCAAUGGCUCAAAGAGUUGAAAGUUGUAUAAAACAUGAAGUUGAACAACUCUCAUUCAUGUGUCACUAGGUUACCAGCUUCCAAGGAGUAUAUUAAUCAGAUGAAUAUAAAAUUAAUGAUAGUCCAUAUUUUGUAUCCUUUCAUCAUGUAUAAUUGCUAAGUAAAACAAGGUUUGUGUUUUAGAAAUGAGAUGAGUGAUUUUAGAAACAUUUAAAACAAAUGUGGGAGAGGCUAUAUUUUGUGGUCCUUCAAAUUCUUGCAACAAGAAAAUUUUACAUUCAAAGUC